AUGAAGCUGUCGUUAAUUGUAGCGUUAACCAGUUCAGUUCAGGUUUACGAUCAACAGGAACACAUCGAAUUGUGUUGUACCGAUAUUCGGUCGGUUCUCUUCUUCAACAACACAAUGCAUUUCAUUGCAGAGGAAUUUGGAGGCUUGAAAUGGUCAAACGGUGAAGGACACAUUCUGUUUACGGCCGAAAAACGCAUCAAAAUAGCGGAAUAUUUCGAUAGUGGUUUGGAAUGGGAUAAUGAGGAGAAAAUUCUUGGAUCCAACGUUGUGAGUGAGAAUAAUGCAGUCGUUCACAACGAGAUAAUCUCCUCUCGAAUGUUUUAUUUCAUUGAACAAUUGCCUUCUAAUGAAAAUUAA
Anisakis simplex (herring worm) is the source of this 357-nucleotide messenger RNA. Lineage: Eukaryota; Metazoa; Nematoda; Chromadorea; Rhabditida; Anisakidae. The record is from the annotation of a GenBank genome assembly.